AUGCCACACAUGAUGCACAUGACUAUGGAAAAUGGUUCCUCUGUGUCUGAGUUUAUUCUUAUGGGACUGACAGACCAGCCUGAGCUCCAGCUGCCCUUAUUUGCUCUGUUCUUGGUGAACUACACAGCCACUGUGAUGGGAAACUUGUGCUUAAUGAAUCUCAUUUGCCUAAACUCAAAUCUUCACACUCCCAUGUACUUUUUCAUCUUCAAUCUGUCCUUCAUUGAUCUCUGUUAUUCAAUGGUCUUUACUCCCAAAAUGCUGAUGAGUUUUGUUUUGGAGAAGAACACCAUCUCCUUCAGAGGAUGCAUGACUCAGCUGUUUUUCUUCUUAUUUUUUGUGAACUCUGAGAGUUAUGUGCUGACAGCGAUGGCCUAUGAUCGUUAUGUGGCCAUCUGUAAGCCACUGCUCUAUAAAGUUGUUAUGUCACCUGGGAUCUGUUGUCUGUUGAUAUUUGGUACUUACUUGAUGGGGUUUGUUAGUGCCUUGUUCCACACAGGUUUUAUGAUAAGGCUCAACUUUUGUGAUUCUAACAUCAUCAACCACUACAUGUGUGACAUCUUCCCUCUCCUUCGGCUCUCUUGCAGUAGCACCUAUGUCAAUGAACUUGUGAGCUCUGCUGUGGUGGGUACAGCUAUCAUUUUAUGCUGCCUCAUUAUCUUAAUCUCUUAUGCUAUGAUCCUUUACAAUAUCAUUCAUAUGUCAUCAGGUAAGGGUUGGUCCAAAGCCUUGGGAACUUGUGGGUCCCACAUCAUAACUGUUAGUCUCUUUUAUGGAUCUGGGCUGCUUGCUUAUGUCAAGCCAUCCUCUGCUGAGACUGUGGGCCAGGGAAAAUUUUUCUCGGUAUUUUACACCUUUUUGGUGCCCAUGUUGAAUCCUCUUAUUUAUAGCCUCAGAAACAAGGAUGUCAAACUUGCUGUGAAAAAAACCUGGAAGAGACUCACAUAUUAAUUUACCCAUUGAUAUCUUCCCUAGCCUCAUCAAAUCCA
Messenger RNA from Rattus rattus (black rat), 989 nucleotides. Its product is annotated as olfactory receptor 143-like. Gene Ontology annotation, biological process: G protein-coupled receptor signaling pathway; sensory perception of smell. Gene Ontology annotation, molecular function: odorant binding; olfactory receptor activity; G protein-coupled receptor activity. Gene Ontology annotation, cellular component: membrane. Lineage: Eukaryota; Metazoa; Chordata; Mammalia; Rodentia; Muridae. Bases 1 to 951 code for a protein of 316 amino acids. The transcript has a single exon. The record is from RefSeq and is a predicted model, not a curated record.